Molecule: messenger RNA, 1757 nt
Organism: Striga asiatica
Lineage: Eukaryota; Viridiplantae; Streptophyta; Magnoliopsida; Lamiales; Orobanchaceae
Source: the annotation of a GenBank genome assembly
CAACUAGUUUCUUCUCGUCUUCACCAAAUUCGCUUGAUACAUAUAUUACAGUUCGUAAGGGGAGAAAAGCUUAACCAGAAUAUUCGAAAAUGGCACCGGAGCCUGAGGAUGAGAUCAAGGACGAGAAAAACCCUAGACCCCUCGAUGAAGACGAUAUUGCCCUCCUCAAGACAUAUGGUUUAGGACCUUACUCGACGAGCAUAAAGAAAGCUGAGAAGGAAAUCAAGGAGAUGGCAAAGAAGAUCAAUGAUUUAUGUGGUAUCAAGGAAUCUGAUACUGGUUUAGCUGCACCCAGUCAAUGGGACCUUGUUUCGGAUAAGCAAAUGAUGCAGGAGGAACAACCUCUUCAGGUGGUUGCAAGAUGUACGAAGAUAAUUAAUCCCAACACUGAGGAUGCCAAGUAUGUUAUAAAUGUCAAGCAAAUCGCAAAGUUUGUUGUUGGAUUGGGUGAUAAAGUUUCUCCUACUGAUAUUGAAGAAGGCAUGCGUGUUGGAGUGGACAGAAAUAAAUAUCAAAUCCAGAUUCCUUUGCCUCCAAAAAUCGAUCCAAGUGUUACAAUGAUGACUGUGGAAGAAAAGCCUGAUGUUACCUAUAAUGAUGUCGGAGGAUGUAAGGAGCAGAUUGAAAAGAUGCGAGAGGUUGUUGAGCUGCCUAUGCUUCAUCCUGAGAAAUUCGUGAAGCUGGGGAUUGAUCCUCCAAAGGGGGUUCUAUGCUAUGGUCCACCUGGCACUGGCAAAACCCUACUAGCUCGAGCAGUGGCUAAUCGGACAGAUGCUUGCUUUAUUCGUGUUAUUGGCAGUGAACUCGUUCAGAAAUACGUAGGGGAAGGUGCCCGUAUGGUUCGUGAACUGUUUCAGAUGGCACGCUCUAAGAAGGCAUGCAUUGUAUUUUUCGAUGAAGUGGAUGCAAUUGGAGGAGCGAGGUUUGAUGAUGGUGUUGGUGGUGAUAACGAAGUUCAACGUACCAUGCUUGAGAUUGUGAACCAGCUCGAUGGAUUUGAUGCCCGUGGGAAUAUUAAAGUCCUCAUGGCCACCAAUAGACCAGAUACUCUUGAUCCAGCGCUUUUACGCCCUGGACGGCUGGAUCGCAAGGUGGAGUUUGGACUGCCUGACUUGGAAAGUAGGACCCAGAUUUUCAAGAUUCACACACGAACCAUGAAUUGUGAGAGGGACAUUCGGUUUGAACUUCUCGCUCGGUUAUGCCCUAAUUCUACUGGUGCCGAUAUAAGAAGCGUUUGCACGGAAGCUGGAAUGUAUGCCAUUAGAGCAAGAAGAAAGACAGUCACAGAGAAAGAUUUCCUUGAUGCUGUUAACAAAGUCAUCAAAGGCUACCAGAAAUUCAGCGCCACACCAAAAUAUAUGGUUUACAAUUAAGUUUUUGUUUGCUUGGGAUCUCGAGAUUUUCAGUAAGGUUCGAUGGCCAUACUCAAUGGAUGAGAUUUUCAGUAAGGUAUUUGACGGCCAAAAUUAACGGGGACUUUUGUACCAGAUGGUAAAGGGGCUGGUCUUUAUAGUCACAUUAAUAAGUUCUUAUUUCAGUUCAGAACAUUUUAAAGGGCCUUUGUGCUUUGCAUUUCGUUCUGUACUAUUGUCUUAUUUUGAGUAACUUGUUUGAACGAAUGGACAACAGUUUCUCUUUAUCUGGGUUUGAUUCAAGUGCUUGUUUGGGAAAAGAUGGACGAAAGUGACUUCUCAAGAGUAUUCUACUUGAACUUAUCUUAAAUACCGCUAUAACUUUGUUAAGUGUAUUAAUAUGAG